Messenger RNA from Funneliformis mosseae, 626 nucleotides. NCBI's taxonomy places the organism in Eukaryota, Fungi, Glomeromycota, Glomeromycetes, Glomerales, Glomeraceae. The record is from the annotation of a GenBank genome assembly.
AAAUUCUGGUUGAACGUAACGUUAAAAGCAUCAUUGAUGCUUUUGAACUUAAUAAGGAUCACAGUAAUGAUGAUAAUGUAUCAACAGAAGGAAUAAUGGACCUUACUCCUAAAAGUCAUUUCGUUCAGCAACUUCCUUUUCUUGAAUCGUUAAAUCAAUAUGAUAAAUUAAUCCUGGAUGAAACAACACAAUAUCGUUACCGUGCUAAAAAGAACAAAAUACCGGAUUUACAAGCUCCUAUACGAAUUGUUACAUCAGCUUCCAUAAGGAAAAUGUCGGGUUGUUUAUCAUCAAAUAUUAAUAAUCGGAUUAAACCUAUAAGUAAACCUUUAUCAAGAUAUGAUAUUGCAAGAGAGAAAUUAAGACUUGAAAGUUUUCUUAUGAAAAAGAAUAUGGUCAAAUUAAUGAUAAAAUUAAAGAAUCAAUUGAUGAAUUUAAAGGAUGUCGUAUUUUUAUAUAUAGUCAACCUUGUACUGAAAAAGAAUUUAACGGAAAAAUGGAAAAUUGGAAAUCGAGUUCAAGAUAUAAGAAGAUUUGUGAACUUAAAGUUGAUUUUAAUGAAAUCAAAAAGUGAUGUUAGUUCAGUGUUGACUAAUGAUUUGUUUUUGAAGACUUGGUUGGAUUAA